Messenger RNA from Brienomyrus brachyistius, 3696 nucleotides. RefSeq names its product cyclic AMP-responsive element-binding protein 1-like. Gene Ontology annotation, molecular function: DNA-binding transcription factor activity, RNA polymerase II-specific; protein binding; cAMP response element binding. Gene Ontology annotation, biological process: regulation of transcription by RNA polymerase II. Gene Ontology annotation, cellular component: nucleus; ATF4-CREB1 transcription factor complex. Lineage: Eukaryota; Metazoa; Chordata; Actinopteri; Osteoglossiformes; Mormyridae. The transcript has 8 exons. The coding region runs from base 167 to 1141 and encodes 324 amino acids. The record is from RefSeq and is a predicted model, not a curated record.
CCGGCUGAGCCGCCUGAGCUGAUGUUCCCUUCCCUAGCUCUCCGCGUUGUUGUUCUCGGUGACGCGACGGAGGUGUUGCCUGACGCGGCCUCUUACGUGUCGGCCUGAAUAAAAGUGGAGCUCCGAGGGCCCGAGAGUGACGGAGGGAGACUGUAUCGCUAACUAAAUGACCAUGGAAUCGGCCACAGACACUCAGCAGGGUGGCGAAGCUCCACUGUCUGAGACAGAGAACCAGCAGAUAGCCCAGGCCCAGAUCGCCACACUGGCACAGGUGUCCAUGGCAGCUGGUCAUGGAACGGCCAGUGGCCCCACGGUCACCCUGGUGCAGCUGCCAAAUGGGCAGACGGUCCAGGUGCACGGGGUCAUUCAGGCUGCCCAGCCGUCCGUCAUCCAGUCGCCCCAGGUCCAGGCUGUGCAGAUCUCCACCAUUGCGGAGAGCGAGGACUCCCAAGAGUCGGUGGAUAGCGUGACAGACUCACAGAAGCGCAGGGAGAUCCUGUCCAGACGCCCCUCUUAUAGAAAGAUCCUCAACGACCUGUCAUCCGACGCACCGGGGGUCCCGCGGAUAGAGGAGGAGAAGUUGGAGGAAGACUCGGCACCUGCCAUCACCACGGUCACCGUGCCGACGCCCAUCUACCAGACCAGCAGCGGCCAGUACAUCGCCAUCACGCAGGGCGGGGCCAUCCAGCUGGCUAACAAUGGCACAGACGGCGUGCAGGGCCUGCAGACUCUCACCAUGACCAAUGCGGCCGCCGCCCAGCCGGGAACCACCAUCCUGCAGUACGCACAGACCACAGAUGGCCAGCAGAUCCUGGUGCCCAGCAACCAGGUGGUGGUUCAGGCUGCCUCCGGGGACGUCCAGGCGUAUCAGAUCCGCACGGCCCCCACCAACACCAUCGCUCCCGGGGUGGUCAUGGCCACGUCACCUGCCAUCCCCGCCCAGGGUGGCGCUGAAGAGGCAACUCGCAAGAGGGAAGUGCGUCUCAUGAAGAACAGGGAGGCUGCCCGGGAGUGCCGCAGGAAGAAGAAGGAGUAUGUCAAAUGCUUGGAGAAUCGCGUGGCGGUGUUGGAGAACCAGAACAAGACCCUCAUCGAGGAGCUGAAAGCGCUUAAAGACCUGUACUGCCAUAAGUCAGAGUAGUCCUCGUCCCACCGUUACAGAGACUUAGCCCCCCCUGGGCAUGAACAUUUGUUUAUUUUCUAUGUUUUUAAAGCUAUGAGCCCCCGAUGCAAGAGGCCAACCAUAGGAGGUAACUGUAACUCUAAGCUACCUUGUCCCUUUCUGCUUUUGUGGAUCACAACCUUAAAAGGGGCACCUUGAAUCCCGAGUGAGCACCCGUAGUCGUCGCCGAGCGGGAUAGUGGCUGGCAGAUGUGCAGAGCUUUUCCCUGGGGAGAAGUCUGUACCCCUGUGCUCACCCAUUUACAGUUGGCUGGUGUGUGUACUCAGGCAGACUGUCAGAGCUGGACACCGCAGUGGCAUCCGGGGAAGGACAGCUGUACUUCUGUCUGCUGGCUGUGUGUCAGCCGGCCGUUCGGACGCUGUUGUUCGGAAGGUGUUCGGCAGAUUGCUACAGAUAUUUGUACUAAAAUUUCGGCCUGUUUCCCAUUUUACCUUUUAAGUAUUUUUUAAAUAGCUGGUAACCAUGGAGAUCAAAAACAAAGUACGAUGAUGUCAGCAGUUGAGGUGUGUAGGUAUCUGAAUACUGGCAUUUUGUCCCAAUCAGGUUAACCCUAGUCGUAGGGCCCGGUAAAGACUGACAAGGACCAUUAGGAAGAGCAUGAGGAAUCUGCUUAUAGUCUAUUUCUAUGGCUGCUCCUCCUUCCGUGUGGCACGUUCAUCGCAGAAGUUUUCAAUCAAACUUUAGCAUUACAAGCCAGAAGGGAACCUCACAUGGGAUCGAUAUCAGCUGUUAGACUCAGUGCCUCCCCCCCCCGGCUUUGUGAAUCCAUAGAGUCACAGCAGACACCCACAAGGCGGUGCCGAGGUGAGGUCUGUAAACUGGUUUCCUGUACCAGAACCAGCAAUGUCUACAAACCAUCGCUCAUCUCAGAUAAUUGUCAUAGAAAACGUGCCCUCAUAGGAGAACAAUAUCGAGCCUUUUGAUCUUCAUGGUUUCUUCAUUUAGUAAUGUUAAAGUAUAAAUUGCUUUUGUUUUCUGGCCUGAAGCAUUUCUGUGCAUCCCCAAUGUGCAGUGUGGGGGCUUUUGGGGAGGGGGGGGGGGGCAAGAUACAUUGUGUUCAUUCAUGAGUGCUGUAUUUUAUCAUUAAUUUUUAUUGUGAUAUGAUUACAUAGGGCUGAGGUUCCCAGUUCAUAUUUUUCCACAGUAGUGUAUUUUUGUAUUUUUUUUUUAUUUUUGUUUAUAUUGUAUGUCUUUAGGUCAUAACCGUACAUAUUUUAAUUUACUUGAUAUAACUAAAAUGUGUUCUGAGUUGGGCAGCAUGGUGGGUAGCACUGUCACAGCACACUUCUGAGAAUGCGGGUUCAGAUUUAUGUAUGUUACAUGAUUAAAAUGUCCAUGCAUCCAGCUACUCCUGAUGAGGGUCACUGUGGCAGCAUGCCUUGCAAAUUUUGGGUCAUUUUAAUUGGUCAUUUAGAGCAGAAAUGAGAAUUCAACAUCUUUCUGACUUGUUUCCCAGCCCGGUCUUUGGGGGCCUCCAGACAGUCCACAUGUUUGCUCCUUUCCAGCUCCCUGCCAGAGAGUCCAGACAGUCCCAGAGGAACAGACUGAGAUACUGCUCUAUCUGUGCUAAUCUUGGGCUCCUACUUCAUAGCCAGCAUAUCGGACGUAGUGUGUUUAGUUAUGUACAUGUUACUGUGUGUUGAGAUAUUCCACAUAUUGAAUUGUAAUAUUGUGUUUUCAUUUUGCUUAGCAAGUCAUGCAUUUACUAGUAAUUUGGCCACUUUUAUUUGCCAUUUGAUUCUGUUCGCAUUUAAGAUUCCCAGACAGAGAGCCGCUGCAUGUAAUAAUAAGGGUGUGUUUUUUUGCACUGGGUAGGACCCUGAUUACAGUUGAUUCCUCUGUGUCUGCAGAAUGUCAAAGUUCAGAUCCAUCUCACUUUUCUGGAGGGGGGUGUAAUCAGCUUUUAAAUAGUAGCUCCGAUGUCCCACAUUCGCCCUGUAUGGUGGUAUGAGGAUGACCUGCCGGCCAAAUGGGAUGAUGAGUGUAAAGUGGAAAGGUCACUAUUUGUAAUGUAGGCUAUGAAGAGUUUAUGCUGUAUUAUUUAGCCGUCUUUAUUUUUAUAUGUAAAUGAUUGUUACGGUGUGCAGCUGUCCAUGUGUCUGUCUUUGUGAGGGGAAUGGGGCAGCUUGCAGUCAGAACAGGCUGUUUGGCAUCGCCGUUCCAAAUCGCAGAACGACGGCGAGGCUCAAUAUUCCUACUUUGCUCGGCCUGCUCCGACAUGCAUACCUCCUUACAAAAUCUGAAACGUCGGAAUUUUCUCAGCCCUCCUGUGACGGGACGGCUUUCUUACUCCGGUUUCAGAAAGAGGCAUGUGAUGUGUUUUCCUUCCGUCAGUUUGGCCUGUUUUAAUGCACAGCUUCUAUCUGUAUCUGCCCAAAAAUCCGUUUUAUUGUUUUCCUCAAGAUUGAACGGAUGUUUCUGAUGCAUACUUGUUUUACAAAGAAAUUUGUAAUAUUCUAAAAGAUAUUUUACUUCCCCUGUUGGAAAACUUUGAAAACACAACUGAAAUGAGA